UCCCCUCGCGGCAUGUCGUUGGACGCGACGGCUGGUUCCAUGUAGUCGGCGCGUCCUGGUGUUGGAAGAUGGCGGCUUUCCGCUACACUCAUGCCGUCGUGUGCCGCAUCCCCUUAUCUCUUCGAAGUCGCGGUGAAAUCGAGCUCGACGAAGCCAAGAAGCAGCACGAGACCUACGUGCGACUGCUGCGCGAGCUGGGGCUUGACGUCAUCGAACUGCCACCUGAUGAAGCCCUUCCGGAGUGCGUCUUCGUCGAAGACACGGCCGUCGUCUGCAACGGCACGGCGCUCAUCACCAGACCUGGAGCACCUCACCGAACCAAAGAAGUAGAAACAAUAAGGGUGGUUCUAAAAAAAGAGCUCGAUCUUCCAAUAAUCGAAAUGUCCGAUUCGAAAGCGAAACUGGACGGAGGUGAUGUUUUAUUCACUGGACGGGAAUUUUUCGUGGGUAUUUCACAAUGGACGAACGAAGCGGGGGCAAGGGCUGUGGCGGCGGCUUUUCCAGAGUACCCAUGCACACCCAUCAAGGUAAAACCAGAGAGCCUUGAUCUUUGCGAUCUGAGGCAAGGUCUGGUGCAGGUGCCAGACCCUAAACACCUCAAAACUUACAUAACGGUCGGCGGACCCGACUUGCUGUGUGUAGGGGCCGGAAAAGAAGCACAAGAAGUGUUGAAACGAAUGGAACGUGAAGCCACUUUCAGCUACCAAACGCUGACUUUACCUGAAGACGACGCAGCCAAUGUUUUGUAUUUGAAUGGGACUUUGGUGCAUCGCAGCAUUGAUGAAAUUCCACAUUCGUUUAAAGUUUUUAGUGAAAAGAUCGAUUAUCCACGCCGUUCGGUGAAUAUUUCGCAGUUAGCUAAAGCCUCGUGUGGAUUGACUUCGAGCUGUAUUCUAGUCAGAAGAUCGCGUCAUAUAAGAAAUCUCUAAAUAUGCUCACUUACUACAAAACCACCUCAGGUCUUCAUUGAAAGUCAAUAAUAAUUUUUUGGAUGUAAUAUUAAACACGGAUUUCGUAAAGGUGCACUAGCUUUAGCUUUGCUGGAAUUAUUAUUGACUUGUGAAAAUAAAAAUUAACUAAAAUGGUAGCAUUUAUAUAAAAACACUAUGUAUGUUUUUAGUGUUUCUUGUUGAUUUGUGUUUGUUUCCUCUUGAUAUUAGAGAUGUUGAGCAUAUAAAAAUUGAAAUUAUUUUAAAGUUGUUAAUACUCUUGUAUCAUUCCAUUGAACGCAUUUAUUGCAGUCGUUUCAAAAGCAAUGUGCAUUUAUGUGACAAUACAGAAAUUGAGAUAUUUUUGUUGCAAAUAUACAAGCUUUACGCAGUUUGUUUCAUUCCAAUAUUUGGAGUAUUAUUUACGAUUACAAUAAAUAUUGUGCUGAUUUUUAAUCUUAGGAAUAUAUUUUUGUAUGUUUAUUUAAAUGGAUGUAUUUAUACUAACACAACUAGAUGAAAUGUAUUGGAAACUAUAAAAGAAAAAACUGUUUGAAUUGUUUUUUUUUUGAAAAUCGGUUGACUCACGUAUUGCUUUUGUAGUUUUCAACUGUGGUGUUUUGUACAAUAAAAUACGCAUUAAUUAACAUCCAUGUUAGAUAUUGUAUACAUAUUUAAUUAUCCCGAAAUAGGUGUCGUCUAGUUGUGGAAUUAUUGUGAUUCAGAAUCUCUCUUUAAUAAAGCUAUUACGAAAUUA
Tribolium castaneum (red flour beetle) is the source of this 1686-nucleotide messenger RNA. RefSeq lists its product as uncharacterized. Gene Ontology annotation, biological process: positive regulation of nitric oxide biosynthetic process; arginine metabolic process. The transcript has 5 exons. Lineage: Eukaryota; Metazoa; Arthropoda; Insecta; Coleoptera; Tenebrionidae. The record is from RefSeq and is a predicted model, not a curated record. Bases 69 to 929 code for a protein of 286 amino acids. Gene Ontology annotation, molecular function: amino acid binding; dimethylargininase activity.